Pollicipes pollicipes is the source of this 3398-nucleotide messenger RNA. RefSeq names its product integrin beta pat-3. Gene Ontology annotation, biological process: cell-matrix adhesion; integrin-mediated signaling pathway; cell migration. Gene Ontology annotation, cellular component: focal adhesion; cell surface; integrin complex. The record is from RefSeq and is a predicted model, not a curated record. Bases 72 to 2447 code for a protein of 791 amino acids. The transcript has 15 exons. Lineage: Eukaryota; Metazoa; Arthropoda; Thecostraca; Pollicipedomorpha; Pollicipedidae. Gene Ontology annotation, molecular function: integrin binding.
ACGUGUUGUGCCUGCCGUGGUCGUCCUUGUUUCUCGCCUUUGCCAGCCUUUGGGUCGGAUGUGCCGCGUUCAUGGCUCUGCACCGGAUAGUGGCGGUUCUCUGGGCCGUGCUGACACUCCUGGCGUACGGUGCUGCUGAUCCUGCCGCCAGCUGUGAGGGUCAGACCAGCUGCGGCGCCUGCCUGACGGCUCACUACAGAUGCGCCUGGUGCCGCUCGCCGGCGUUCGGCUACAGCCGGUGCAGCCAGCUGGCGGUGAUGUCGCGCCUCUGCGCCGCCGACGACAUCGUGUCACCCAGCUCGGAGGCCGAGAUCGUCGGCGACGGAGAGCCCUCGGACCAGUCCCCCUCCCAGCAGCCGGCGCAGCUGGCGCCGCGGCACCUGCGGGUACGGCUUCGCCCUCAUGAGCAGUAUGAAUUCGAGGUGAGGUUUCGGCAAGCAGAAGACUACCCUCUGGAUCUGUACUACCUCAUGGACCUUACUUACUCCCAGUGGGACGACAAAGACAAGCUGGAGACCCUGGGCAAGGACAUGGCCAUCACGCUACGUAGCCUCACCAAAAACUUCCGCGUCGGGUUCGGCAGCUUCGUGGACAAGCCGGUGAUGCCGUACGUGUCCCAGGUGCCGCAGGACCUGCAGAACCCCUGCGCCAUCUACGGCCGCGAAUGUGUGGCGGCGUACGGCUUCAGGAAUCACCUCAACCUCACCAAUGACGUGUAUCGCUUCACGGCGCAGGUGAGCGCCGCCAGGGUGUCAGCCAACGUGGACGACCCGGAGGGCGGCCUGGAUGCGCUCGUCCAGGCCGUCAGCUGCUCCGACAUCGUAGGCUGGAACAAGAGUGCGCGCAAGCUGCUGAUCUACUCCAGCAACGGACUGUUCCAUCUGGCUGGGCAGGGCAUGCUGGGAGGAGCUGCGAAGAGGAAUGACAUGCGGUGUCAUCUCGACGAAAAGGGCUUCUACACACUGAGUACGGUCCAGGACUAUCCAUCCGCGGAAGAAUUGGAUGGCCUGCUAAGGAGCGAAAAUAUGAACGUGGUCUUCGCCGUGACCAAGAAGUAUAAAGAUCGUUACGAAAAACUAACAGAAAUCAUGAAAGCCAAAGUGGAAGUUGAAGAACUGCUUGAAGACUCGUCCAACAUCUUGGCUGUAAUCAAGAAGCAGUAUGAGGCCAUCACGUCACGGAUCGAGCUGCUGGACGACGCCGACGCCGACGUCCGCGUCCGCUACCGCUCCAGCUGCCUCGGCUCGGACGUGCAGGAGCGCAACAACUGCACUGGCAUCAAGACGGGCGACCAGGUGUCGUUCAUGGUGAAGCUGGAGCCUCUUGGCUGCCCGGCCGAGAAGACUCGGACCAUCUACCUGAAGGACGCGCGGAGCUCAGAGGCCGUGCGGGUGGACCUGGAGGUGCUGUGCACGUGCGACUGCGAGGCGCCGGCGGCCACCCGCGCCAACAGCUCCGAAUGCAGCGGCGUUGGCAGCCUGCAGUGCGGGGCCUGCGUCUGUCCGAACGACAGGGCGGGCCUGCGCUGCGAGUGCUCGCAGGGAGUGCAGAGCGACACGUGUCGGCCGGCUGGCUCCCCGGACCGCAGGGUCUGCUCCGGCCGUGGGGACUGCAUCUGCGGCCAGUGUGUGUGCAGGAGCAGCGACAACCCCGGCCACAAGGUGUCCGGCCGGUUCUGUCAGUGCGAUAACUUCUCCUGCGACAGGGCGCCGGACGGCUCGAUCUGCGGCGGCGAGGAUCGCGGCCUGUGCGAGUGUGACCAGUGCGUAUGUCGGCCCGGAUGGACGGGCAACGACUGCGCGUGCAGUAACGACACGCGGCUGUGCGCGCCCGUGGACAGCACCAGCGGCCAGGUCUGCAACGGCAAGGGAGACUGCGUCUGCGGCCGGUGCCAGUGCUACACCACCGAACAGGGCAGGUACGCCGGCCUGUUCUGCGAGGACUGCCCCACCUGCCGCGGCCUCUGUCUCACCUACCAGCCGUGCGCCCAGUGCCUGCUGCGCACCGGCUCCGUCAGCGCCUCCAGCUGCAACAGCAGCUGCCCCUACGUGCUGACGCUGCAGGACGCUUUAGGAGAUCCCGAGAAGGGCACCAUUUGCCGGUUUGAGGACGACGUCGACGGCUGUUUCUACAGCUUCCAGUACUAUUCGGAUGCCGAGGGUCGCGCCAUCAUAGAUGUUCUUCGCAAGAAGGAGUGCUUCGAAGUGGACGUGCUCGCCAUAGUGCUGGGCACGGUGGGCAGCGUGCUGCUCGUCGGCCUGCUGACCGUGCUGCUGUGGCGCCUCUUCACCUACCUGAAGGACCGACGCGAGUACGCCCGCUUCGAGCGCGACCUCGGGGACGCGCAGACCAGCAACCUGCAGACCCUGAACGCACUCUACCAAACCCCCGUCACCACUUAUGUGGUGCCCAACCGAAUGAUGAGCACGUUCAGGGACGCAGAAUGAGCUGGAAGCGAACACAGAGUGUCGUGCAGUGGACUCCACCGGCCUGCAGUGGAGCUUGUGUCGACUUAGGUCGCUGCGUUGUAGGCUUGGCGAGAGGAGGAUGUGCUUGCCCUUGGCGCACAUUCCACCAGAGUCGGUGGCGUGCUUCUAAUGAGCGCAAACAUGCCUGACGCGCCACGCCUUCGCACAGCUGGUUGGGCGAGAAUCAUAUCCUGUUUCGAAAAAGGUGAGAAAGUGCGACAUGGUGGUGCUCGGUGUGCUAGGUAUGACCGUGCCACAUCCGUUCGGGUAGAAGGAAGCUAAGAGUAUAUUCCCUCUUUUUGAGUCACACUCAGAAGCGGUGUUACGUUUCAUUCCUCUCGAGUGUUGAAUGGUAGGAUUGCUGUCUCCUAUGAAUAUGCAUAUCCUAACCUAAAUUUGGACACAGUUUUCUGCCGCAGCACACUUAUUACACCUCAGGCACACUGGGCCGUGUUCACGUCUUGCGAAGUAAAUUUCCUGCUCAAUCGGAUGGGCUGUCACGUGUCGAACACGUGACAGCCGUAGGACGCGGGGUGAGGGGUGACGCCGUUUGCAAACUGAGUAGUUGGAGGUGCUUGUAUGAGGCGUGGUGCGCUCUUUUGGGCAUUGCAUGAUUUCAUGUAUCAUCAUGGGAAGCUUCAUGCAUGUAAAAAUAAAAAAUUAGUCUACACAUAAUGAGCCCAAAUUUUACGUGCCGUUUUAGUUCUACGAUGUAGUGCACUGGCAGAUACAAAAGGCAGACGAAAGUCAUCACGGCUUAAAAAAGCUCCCCCUCGGUUACUUUGUCGCCAAGCGGAGCAUAACAAACCAUGGCGUUUUCCUCCUACGCUUUGAUGUAUUCGGACACUUUCGAAUCGAAUACAGUAUCGGAGACAAUCGAAAAAAACGAGACUGACGAGAAAAUCGUGAUGCUAUUAAAGCCACAGCAUU